AUGUCCUGCUUUGAUUUGGGGCUAGAGAAGAAACCUGGGGGCCACCCUCCUUUCCUCCUACCACUCUUUGCCCUCCCAGUUUCUCCUGCCCCUUUUCUACCCCCAGUUCCUCUUUCCCUGCUGACUCUAGGGGCCAGGCCACAUAAAGCCAGGCAGGGCUACAGAAGCCCAGUACUCAACAUGACCUCUCAAGUGGAGGUCCCUCGGUUCCUUCUGCCACUACUGCUGUUGCUGCUCAGUCUGUCGGCCACAGGUUCAGAUCCUGUGCUCUGCUACACCCAGUAUGAGGAACCCUUGGCCACAUGCCAGGGCUUCCUGGGAGAAGAUGUCAGUGUUGAAGACUGCUGUCUCAAUGCUGCCUAUGCCUUUCAGAAGCCUGGCAGCAAACUCUGUCAGGCAUGCAGGGCCCCUCAAUGGUCACCAUGGUCUGCAUGGUCCACCUGUUCAGUGAGCUGUUUGGAGGGAUCCCAGCUGCGUCAUCGGCGUUGUAUAGGCUAUAAUGGGCAGUGUCCUGAGAAGGUGGAGCCAGGAACUCUUCAGUGGGAGCUGCAGGCUUGUGAGGAUAAGCCCUGCUGUCCUGAGAUGGGCAGUUGGUCUGACUGGGGACCUUGGACACCUUGCUCUGUUACCUGCUCCAAAGGAACUCGGUCCCGCAGUCGCAAAUGUGACCACCCUGCCCCCAAGUGUGGGGGCCACUGCCCUGGAGAAGCAAAGAAGACAGAGGCUUGUGACACCAAGCAGGUCUGCCCCAUACAUGGGGUCUGGGCUGCUUGGACCCCUUGGGGCCCCUGCUCAGUCUCUUGUCACGGGGGAGCACAUCAACCUCUGGAAAGACGAAGCCGCACCUGUUCUGCACCUGUGCCCUCUACACAGCCCCCAGGAAAGCCCUGUCCAGGGGCAGCCUAUGAACAGCGGACCUGCACUGGCUUGCCACCCUGUCCAGUGGCUGGAGGCUGGGGUCCAUGGGGUCCUAUGAACCCCUGCCCUGUGACCUGUGGCUUAGGCAAAAUUCAGGAAAACAGGAAAUGUGACCACCCUGUGCCCCAGCAUGGAGGCCCAUCAUGUUCUGGUGCUGCUACCCGGAUCCACAUCUGCAACAUGGCUGUGCCCUGCCCUGUAAAUGGAGAGUGGGGGCUCUGGGGACAGUGGAGCACCUGUAAUCGUCCAGGCACAAACAUUGACAUCAAGUGUCAAGAAAUCCAAGGUCAGCAAUUACGCUCAAGGAGCUGUAAGGGCCGCAAGUUUGAUGGCCAGCGAUGUUCAGGAAAACUACAGGAUAUCCGGAAUUGCUACAACAUCCAAAACUGCCCAUUAAAAGGCGUAUGGUCUGAAUGGAGUACUUGGGGUUUAUGCAUACCUCCUUGUGGACCCAAUCCCAUCCGCAGCCGGAAACGCAUCUGCUCAGCUGUGCUCCCCAAGUUUGCAACCACCAUUAUUGCAGUUGAAGGUCAGGAUGAGAAGAACCUGACUUUCUGGGGAAGACCACUGGCACAGUGUGAGAUGCUACAGGGACAGAAGCUUGUGGUGGAAGAGAAACGGCCUUGUCUACAUGUGCCUACCUGCAAGGACCCUGCGGAUGAGAAGCUCUAAUAUCUCUAUUCCAUUCUAACCCCCUGACCUCCCAGAGAUCAAUAAAUCUGCCUCUUCUACUGAAGUA
Suncus etruscus (white-toothed pygmy shrew) is the source of this 1657-nucleotide messenger RNA. RefSeq names its product complement factor properdin (gene CFP). The transcript is spliced from 10 exons. Bases 1 to 1590 code for a protein of 529 amino acids. Lineage: Eukaryota; Metazoa; Chordata; Mammalia; Eulipotyphla; Soricidae. The record is from RefSeq and is a predicted model, not a curated record.